CUGCUCAAUCUGAUUUAAAAACAGCGAAUUGAUUGCAAUAAGACCGCAAAACCGGGAAUUUACGUUGUUUUUCGGUGAGCUUACUUCCAGAACAGGGACUCAUCAGCACCCGCCCAAAUACCACGGCAGUGCGCGCGCCCUCGGCCACCGGAUCCUCCCCUUCCAAUGAGACUUUGUGACUGUGUGUACCAGUUCUCCUAUUAGGAAACCCGUGGGCUGCAUGCAGCUAUUCUGUUGUACUCUCUUUCUCGCCCUCCCUCCCCUCUCCAACUCACAGCCUUGCUGGAAAGCUCACCUCUGUUUGCUGAGAAGAAAAAACCCUACCUUAACCGAUUAAGACUAUGCGCAGAAUUCGCCUUUCAUAGCCAUCACAAUUUAAAUCUGCCAAGGCUGGACACCAGUCUUUACAGGAAUGGAGUCGGUAAAACAAAGGAUUUUGGCCCCAGGGAAAGAGGGGAUAAAGAAUUUUGCUGGAAAAUCCCUCGGCCAGAUCUACAGGGUGCUGGAAAAGAAACAGGACACUCGGGAGACCAUCGAGCUGACGGAGGACGGCAAGCCCCUGGAGGUGCCCGAGAAGAAGGCUCCGCUCUGCGACUGCACUUGCUUCGGCCUGCCGCGCCGCUACAUCAUAGCCAUCAUGAGCGGCCUCGGCUUCUGCAUCUCCUUUGGCAUCCGCUGUAACCUGGGCGUGGCCAUUGUGGACAUGGUCAACAACAGCACCAUCCACCGCGGGGGCAAAGUUAUCAAGGAGAAAGCCAAAUUUAACUGGGACCCCGAAACUGUGGGGAUGAUUCACGGGUCGUUCUUCUGGGGCUACAUCAUCACCCAGAUUCCGGGCGGAUAUAUCGCAUCGCGGCUAGCUGCAAACCGGGUCUUUGGAGCUGCGAUCCUGCUCACCUCUACCCUCAAUAUGCUGAUCCCGUCAGCAGCCAGAGUGCAUUAUGGAUGUGUCAUCUUUGUUAGGAUUUUGCAGGGGCUUGUGGAGGGCGUCACCUACCCCGCCUGUCACGGGAUAUGGAGCAAGUGGGCCCCUCCUUUGGAGAGGAGUAGAUUGGCUACCACCUCCUUCUGUGGUUCCUAUGCUGGAGCAGUCAUUGCCAUGCCUUUAGCCGGUAUCCUCGUGCAGUAUACUGGAUGGUCUUCAGUGUUUUAUGUGUAUGGAAGCUUUGGCAUGGUCUGGUACAUGUUCUGGCUUCUGGUGUCUUACGAGAGCCCUGCCAAGCAUCCUACCAUUACGGAUGAAGAACGUAGGUACAUAGAAGAGAGCAUUGGAGAGAGCGCAAAUCUGUUAGGUGCAAUGGAAAAAUUCAAGACUCCAUGGAGGAAGUUUUUCACAUCCAUGCCUGUCUAUGCAAUAAUUGUUGCAAACUUCUGCAGGAGUUGGACAUUUUAUUUACUGCUCAUCAGUCAACCAGCUUAUUUUGAGGAAGUUUUUGGGUUUGAAAUUAGCAAGGUCGGCAUGCUGUCCGCGGUCCCACAUCUCGUCAUGACAAUCAUUGUACCUAUCGGCGGCCAAAUUGCCGACUUUCUAAGAAGCAAGCAAAUUCUUUCAACAACAACAGUGAGAAAGAUCAUGAAUUGUGGGGGUUUCGGCAUGGAAGCCACCCUGCUUCUGGUUGUUGGCUACUCUCACACUAGAGGAGUGGCCAUCUCCUUCUUGGUGCUUGCAGUGGGAUUCAGUGGAUUUGCUAUCUCUGGCUUCAAUGUUAACCAUCUGGAUAUUGCUCCAAGAUAUGCCAGUAUCUUAAUGGGCAUUUCAAAUGGUGUUGGCACACUGUCGGGAAUGGUUUGCCCUAUCAUCGUUGGUGCAAUGACAAAGAACAAGUCCCGUGAAGAGUGGCAGUACGUCUUCCUCAUUGCUGCACUCGUCCACUAUGGGGGAGUCAUAUUUUAUGCAAUAUUUGCCUCAGGAGAGAAGCAACCUUGGGCAGACCCUGAGGAAACCAGUGAAGAAAAAUGUGGCUUUAUUCAUGAAGAUGAACUGGAAGAAGAAACAGGGGACAUCACUCAGAAUUACAUAAAUUAUGGUACCACCAAAUCUUAUGGUGCCACAACACAGGAGAAUGGAGGCUGGCCUAGUGGCUGGGAGAAGAAGGAAGAAUUUGUGCAAGAAGGUGCACAGGAGACAUACACCUACAAGGACCAAGAUGAUUAUUCAUAACGAAGCUAGUUGUUGGGUUUAUUUUUAGUGUUUGUGAUUAAAUUAAUUGUGAUUGCACAAAAUAAUUUUAAAAAUGUGGUGUGGCCAUGUAAACAUAUCAACCAAGCAAGUCUUGCUGUUAAAAAAAAAAAUAAGAAUUGAAAAUAGACCAUGAGAUUCCCAUCAAGUGCAAUCUGUGGAAGAUGUCACAUUAUGUCAUUUCCAUUCAGGUCAUUCAUCCUUCUGUUUGUGAUUUGAAGGUUUACUGUAGGUUUAAGUAGGUAUUCGUUGGACCCAUCACCAUGUUAGAGAGCACAACUAAAACAGUUGGCACAUGUCAUCCUACAGAAGUUAGGAAGCCAAAGCUACUUGAUCAUGCAAAUUGCACUUAUUUAUUUAUUACACUAGACUGCAAAAUAUCCCAGGGAUAUCCUGUCUAGAGACAUAGUGGAGCUGGAAAGCUGGCUAGAUCCGGUAUUGACUAUAAUCAUUAUGUGCAUAUCAUGGAGUGGCUACGUCUUUUAAUUGAAGAACUACAUUGUGUACUAGCAGCUAGCAAAUUGUACUGAAUUAUUAGUAGGAAUGCAGAGUGUGUGAUAUCUUGUGAUCUUCAAAAAGCUUAUCUUGCAGUGUUUUGUGAAAUGCUUGGGCACAAACACUUAUUUUUAUGAAAGAGAGCUUGUAAAGGGAGGAGUAUGCUCCAUGCUCUCCCAUUCAUUACCUGACAGUAUCAAACCCUUCACAUUUCAAUAAAAUUCAACUUUCAUGUAACAUAUCACAUAACUUUUUUUGAAAAAAAAAUAUAAGAAGAAAUAGACUUCAAUGUAUUUUUUAUUACAACUUUGUACUGGUUGUAACUUACAAUAGGAAAUGAUUAAUAUAUAUAUAAUCAUAAAGAACCUAAUAAAAAUUUAGUAUAAAUAUAUAACCCUUGAAA
Molecule: messenger RNA, 3077 nt
Organism: Psammomys obesus (fat sand rat)
Lineage: Eukaryota; Metazoa; Chordata; Mammalia; Rodentia; Muridae
Gene: Slc17a6
Product: solute carrier family 17 member 6
Exons: 12
Coding region: 413-2161 (582 amino acids)
Biological process (GO): monoatomic anion transport; regulation of synapse structure or activity; neurotransmitter loading into synaptic vesicle
Cellular component (GO): synaptic vesicle membrane; excitatory synapse
Molecular function (GO): L-glutamate transmembrane transporter activity; neurotransmitter transmembrane transporter activity
Source: RefSeq, a predicted model, not a curated record